AUGAGCCGGCAGUGCUACACGUCCAGCUCCCUCCUGGGGCGACGGGGCUUCUCGUCGGCCUCCGCCGUCUGCGGCCUCGGCAGGGGCAACGGCAGCUCGGCCUCCGUGUGCGCGCCGGCGGGGCGGCGCUGCGGCCUCGGCGGCUUCAGCAGCCGCAGCGUGUGCGACCUGGGCCGCGGGCAGCGCAUCUCCUUCGGCGGCAGCUGCCGGAGCGGCGCCUACGGCGGCGGCGGCGCGGGGCGCUGCGGCGUGGCGUACGGCGGCGGCCGCUUCGGCGUGGGCACCGUCGUGGGCUUCGGCAGCUGCGGAGGCUACGGAGGCUACAGGGGCCUCGGGGACGGCGUGGCCCUCGGGGGCUACGGCGGCGGCAUCGGCAUCGGCCUCGGCGGCGGCCGCUCCGAGGGCAUCCGCGGCGUGAGCAUCCACCCGGAGCUCCUCAAGCCGCUCUGCGUCGGGGUCGACCCGGAGGAGUGCCAGGUGCGCACCCACGAGAAGGAGCAGAUCAAGAACCUCAACAACCAGUUCGCCUGCUUCAUCGACAAGGUCAGACUGUUGGAGCAGCAGAACAAGGUGCUGACCACCAAGUGGGAGCUGCUGCAGCAAUACGUCCUCCCGGCUUCCCGGAGAAACCUGGAGCCGGUUUUCGAGAAUUUCAUCUGCAACCUGAGGAAGCAGCUGGAGUGUGUCCUGGGCGAGCGCGAGAGGCUGGAAAACGAGGAGCGGUGCCUGAGGGACCUGGUCCAGGAGUACAAGUGCAAGUAUGAAGAUGAGAUCAACAAGCGCACAGCUGCAGAGAACGAGUUUGUGGUGCUCAAGAAGGACGUGGACUGUCUGUACCUGACGAAGGAGGAGCUGGAGGUGAGGGUGGGCCUGCUGCGGCAGCAGCUCGAGUUCCUCAAGUGCAUUUAUGCUGAGGAGAGAGCUCAGCUGGACUGCCAACUGUGCGACACCUCUGUCAUUGUGCAAAUGGACAACAGCCGGGACCUGGACAUGGAAGGCAUCAUCAAAAGCGUGGAGUGCUGCUAUGAGGAAAUUGCCCAGAAGAGCAAGGCCGAAGUCGAGGCUUUCUAUCAAACCAGACUGGAGGAGCUCCACAGCAGCAGAGGCAAAUUCUGCGACGACCUGAGGAACAACCAGAGCGAGAUAGCCGAGCUGAACCGGAUGAUCCAGAAGCUGCAGUGCGAGUCGGACAACGUGAAGAAACAGAUUGCAGCUCUGCAGACGGCCAUCUGCGACGCAGAGCAGCGGGGCGACUGCGCCCUCAAGGAUGCCCGGCAGAAGCUGAUCGACCUGCAGACCGCCCUGCAGCAGGCCAAGGACAAAAUGGCAUGUUUGCUGAGGGACUACCAGGAGCUGCUCAACGUCAAGCUGGCUCUGGACAUCGAGAUAGCCACGUACAGGACACUGCUGGAGGGAGAAGAGAGCAGGUAG
Nothoprocta perdicaria is the source of this 1431-nucleotide messenger RNA. Its product is annotated as keratin, type II cytoskeletal 6B-like. Bases 1 to 1431 code for a protein of 476 amino acids. NCBI's taxonomy places the organism in Eukaryota, Metazoa, Chordata, Aves, Tinamiformes, Tinamidae. The record is from RefSeq and is a predicted model, not a curated record. Gene Ontology annotation, cellular component: keratin filament. Gene Ontology annotation, molecular function: structural constituent of skin epidermis. The transcript has 7 exons. Gene Ontology annotation, biological process: intermediate filament organization; keratinization.